Molecule: messenger RNA, 705 nt
Organism: Aspergillus oryzae RIB40
Lineage: Eukaryota; Fungi; Ascomycota; Eurotiomycetes; Eurotiales; Aspergillaceae
Product: sugar O-acetyltransferase
Exons: 3
Coding region: 1-705 (234 amino acids)
Molecular function (GO): acetyltransferase activity
Source: RefSeq, a predicted model, not a curated record
AUGGCAGCCACAGCGAAACGCCCAGAGAUCAUCGAGCUGGCACGUGGGUUAAACGGUGUCCCCAUGUGCGAAGAAUAUGAAUGCAUGAUCUCAGGAAUGAUGUACAACCCCAACAUACCUAAGCUCUUAGAAGCUCGCCACCGCUGCCGUGGCUUAACAGAUGACUACAACAAUCUGGACACCAAGACAGUGCCCUACGACCAGAUCGCAGACAAGCGUAUGGAACGAUUACGGGCACUCGUCGGCCGAGUAGGAGAUGGGACCUUCAUCGAACCCCCUUUUAGACCCGACUAUGGGUCUAACCUUAUCAUCGGAAGCGAUUGCUUCGUCAACUGGGGUUUAACAGUCCUCGACACCAGUCUAGUCGUAAUCGGGGACCGGGUACAGAUCGGCACGAAUGUGAGCAUUAUCACCGCUGGCCACGACACCAGUGUGCUUUCCCGGCGAAAAUUUGUCGAAUUCGGCCAUCCCAUCUUCAUUGAGGAUGAUUGCUGGAUUGGAGCCAAUGUUGUGAUUUUGCCUGGUGUGCGCAUUGGGAAGGGAUCCACGAUUGGUGCUGGGUCGAUUGUGACGAAGGAUAUUCCGCCUUAUUCGGUGGGUGCUGGCAUUCCUUGUCGCGUGAAGAAGACCAUUCAGUCGGUCGAGGAGGAGGAGAAUGAUCCCAGUAACCCUUGGCGGAACUUGGUAAGGGAGGAUAGAGAGUGA